This is a messenger RNA of Phlebotomus papatasi, 2584 nucleotides long. Its product is annotated as FMRFamide receptor-like. Gene Ontology annotation, cellular component: membrane. Gene Ontology annotation, molecular function: G protein-coupled receptor activity. Gene Ontology annotation, biological process: G protein-coupled receptor signaling pathway. The transcript has 3 exons. Lineage: Eukaryota; Metazoa; Arthropoda; Insecta; Diptera; Psychodidae. The record is from RefSeq and is a predicted model, not a curated record. The coding region runs from base 833 to 2215 and encodes 460 amino acids.
CAGUUGGUCGACUUCUAGUGACGAGUAAACAGUGGUUAGAAUAGAAUCUAUUAAGAGCUUCUAUUGCUAAACUUGCGAAUAUCUGUCGAGAGAUGCGUGAAAAGUCGUCGGAUUUCCUGGAUAUUGGGGUGAAGCUUUGUGAAGUGUUGUGUGAAAAAUUGUUCUUUUGAGAACAAGUUGAGCAAUCAGAACCAUUUUAAAGUGAGGCAUAGAAGAGGCCUUGUGAAAGAUAAUUAAGCAGUGUAGAAAAAGACGAGGGUUCAUCCAAGGAUACAAAUUGGAUACUCCUUCGUUUCUGACUUCAACACUUUUUCUUGCCUCUUCUUUAGCUCCUAAUUGGAGGAGUUGAAAGCGAGAAAAAAAUUAAAUAUCUGCCAGGGCUUUCUUCCACUUCUGGCUUGCCGUAAGAUAUUAGAAUCAAUUUUGCCCAAGCCACAAUUCCAAUUUAAGACAAACUCUCACGCAUCGAGGCAGAAGACUUCUUCAGGCAUGUUCUCACUUUGGCGGCAAUAACUUGGCAGAGUCAGUGAAAUUGGAAGAAGAGUUUCCCACAAGGGAGAGUUUGAGAAUAACACGGGGGAACGCAAUAAAAUGUGAAUUGAGCCACUUAGCGUGACAAGUGUCGGGUGACAUGAUGAACUUGGGCGUGCAGAUUGUCAGUAACAGUGAUGCAGGGGGGUAUAUCUUUCACCAACGCCUUGCCGUGCUGCAUGCUAAUGUACUCCCAUCGUAUGCAAUCACAUCAGAUGCGACGGGUCCUGCACCAUCUUAAUCAUACCGGAAGGCUGAGAUAUCCGACACUCCCACGUAAAUCACCAUAAGCUCCCUCCCAAUGGACUUGUGGGGCGAGGACAGCCUCAUCAGUGUGACUCCUGGGGAGAACAGCACUCUGAACUGGUCGGGGGUGAUGAAUGGCAGCGAUACGCCAGUCAGAGAGAUGGGAUACUAUAGGAACAGCUGCCUUUAUGCUUACAAUCCCACAGACAACAUUAUAACUUUUCAGUUCUGGAUAUGUGGGAUUGUUCUCAACAUCGUAGGAGUCCUGGGUAUUCUAGGCAAUGUACUAUCCAUGGUGAUCUUAUCCCGACCUCAGAUGCGUUCCAGCAUCAACUACCUCUUGAUCGGACUGGCACGCUGUGACAUUGUCCUCAUUAUUACCUCCGUCCUGCUAUUUGGCAUUCCCAGCAUCUACCCCUAUACCGGGUAUCUCUUUUUUUAUCACUACUACAUCUAUCCCAAAAUAUCACCCUACGUCUUUCCCAUCGCAAUGGUCGCCCAGACGGCCAGCAUCUACCUCACCUUCACCGUCACCCUCGAACGCUUCGUUGCAGUCUGCCAUCCCCUGCAAGUUCGUGCCCUAUGCACUUAUGGUCGAGCUAAGCUCUAUGUUGCAGUUUGCAUAAUUUUUGCUCUUCUCUACAACCUACCACGUUUCUUUGAGGUGAGCGUUGACGAACACAUCUUCAGAGGUGGAGUCGUCUACUGCGUUACAGCAUCUGAAAUGCGUUCUGAUUCAUACUACAUCGAAAUAUACAUCCACUGGCUGUACUUAAUCUUUAUCUACGUUCUCCCCUUCAGUCAACUAGCCAUCCUCAAUUCCCUCAUCUACGCUCAAGUACGCCGAGCUAAUCGGGAACGUCAACGACUCAGUCGAACGGAAAAGCGCGAAAUCGGUCUAGCCACAAUGCUCAUUUGCGUGGUCAUUGUGUUCUUCCUGUGCAAUGUCCUCGCCAUGAUCAAUAACAUCAUGGAGGCAUUCUAUGACAAAACCAACGACUAUCUGGUAAACACAUCAAAUCUACUCGUCACCAUUAACUCCAGUGUCAACUUUAUCAUCUACGUAAUCUUUGGGGAAAAAUUCAAGAGGAUUUUUUUAACGCUAUUCUGCAAGGGACGCAUCGGUCGUGAAUCUCCAGAUGGUCUCAUCCAUGAUGACAGCUCCUUCUCGAAUGGAGAUGGGAACCACCGGAAUUCGGGACGAUUUCAGAGGCAUGGUACUACAAGAAGUAGUACAAGAAGCAAUGGGACAAGUCUCAGAAUUACGAGAUCCGUUCGGGUACGUGCUCCCUCGCCGGGUCCUUGUGUCUACUACCCUGCGAGGGACUUCAAGACUCGUGGAAGCCUGGUUACGAGGAGCGUCUCUGUGCAGAAUAGUGAUUGGGAUCGUGAUACUGUAGUAAAUGGCAAUGGCUUGGUGUCAACCACUGGCUUCUAAAAGAUAGAGACUUUGUAGUGUACAUAGUGUAAAAAAAAAAUGAUACAUCAGUCAAUCUAAGAGAUUUUAAGUGUUCUGUGAUGAUAUCACAUCGAGAUGUGUUACAAAAGGGUGACAGUGAUUCUACUCUUAAGAAGACACAUAACAUACGAAAGAUUUGAUGGGAUGAAAAGCUCUCGAGUAAAAAUAUUGUUUAAUCCUAUGGAAAAUCCCAUCAUCAGACAAGAAUAUUAAAGGACAAGAGGAAAAGCUUUUAUUGUGUCCCAAAAGCCAAUAAGAGAGAGUUUUUUUUUUGUAAAAAAAAUAGAAAGGACUGUGUGAGAAGUUUAAAUAGAAGAAAUAAAAUUAAGAGUUACAAAUUCACUGAAA